UUGCCAGUGACGCCCACAUCCCGUACACGAGUUUAAAAAAGUACAACUAUUCAUUUCCCAAAAUAAAUUGGUCACAUGGCCAAGAGUAUAAAUAAGAACAGCUUGGUGUAAAUCCAGCCCAGUAAUGUACUGUCUGAUGCGUACACACAAAGCUUUUAUUUCCCAAUAAGUUUGAUAACUUCAUGGGCUCGUUUUCUGUAGCGGGAUGGCAGAGAUCGUUUUAAAGGUUCGAACCCAUGAAAAAGCGCGUGCACGUAUUGUGAAGAGACGGUUGCCUCAACCGCAUAAUUUGCUGAACUUUACAACCAGUCCCUGGCAAUAGUUGAAUAUGAUGACACGGUUUGAGGAGUGUAAAAAGCAACACCGGCAGCAGCCGCAGCAGCAGCAGCAGGGCGGACGCGUGCAGGCGCGGCUGCGACCCGAGAGCAGCUCGCGGCUCCUCGACCGCCCCGAGCAAGAGCCGGCCGCGUGCACGCGCGCCAGUUUCGAGGAAGAGCAGCCGGCGCAAGGUCGGGAUUGCUUGAAGACCAACGCGAAUCCGGUCGACUUUGGCGCGUCGGACUCUUUGCUCCCUUGGCUGGACGAGGGAAACGGAACUGCACCAUGCAAGCGAGUAAGCGAUAGGGAGCAAGCGAGUUUACCCGAGACUUGUUAUCAUGCUUCAGGAGUGAAAAACAUGGAAAACGAACCCGACACCGGGGCUCCCGACGCUGGCACCACGCGCCGGCUGAAGCCGGUCGCUGCGGAACCUCACGGCGGCACGAGUGGGAUUCAACAGCUCGUGCAAGGUGACAGCGCGGGCGGGUCGGUUAUGGAACCUGACCGCGCGACUGAGCUCCAACGGCUGCUUGUGCGACCUGGCGGCGCGAGCGGGCUGCCGGCGGGACGCCUGGGGGCUCCUGACAGUUCUGGAGGCUGCUGCGCGAAGCCGCUUGGGGAGCUUGACAACUGCGAGGGCGGGAGCGCGCCCCCGGCGGAGUGGGACUGCGCGGAACCACCGCGCAAACGCCCGUGUUCCCAAGCAGUCAAUAAACACGCGGACAUGUCGUUUGACACGUACAGCACGAACUCUCCACAUGCCAACACGGUUCGCAGUAUUCCACUGGUGCCAACCCAAAUGCCAACACUGCAUGGAGAUCCUUCUUUGGACCCCGUGAAUAAACUUUUCACUGAGAGUUCAAAUAGUUUAGAAAGUGACAGACUGAAAAGAAAUGCAAAUUCCGAGGAUGAAGUACCAAAAUGCUCUAAGGAAAUUUCGAAUAAACAAGUAAAAUGUGAUUCAUGGGUGGUAUCUGAAACCCUGAAUAAACAUCGUUGCCCUAAAACAACAACCAAUAAGAGAAUCAAUUUAUCCAGGCUGGUGUUAGAGCAUAUAGUACCUUGUAUGAAUCAAUACGGCUUAUGCUUUGUGGAUGACUUCUUGGGGCACAAAAUUGGUGACAAAAUUUUGCAAGAAGUCAUUGCUCUUCAUCAGAGUGGCAAUUUUGAGGAUGGAGCGCUUGCAGGUCAGAGUACUAGUUCAGAUAAAGAAUUAACUGCUUCAACCAAUAAAACUAUUCGUGGAGACAAAAUAAUGUGGGUGCAGGGGACUGAACCCGGCUGUGCAUCUAUAGGACAACUUCUACAGAGAAUGGAUAAACUUAUAUUGCAUGCCGAUGGGAAACUUGGGCACUACAAAAUUAGAGGGAGACACAAGGAGGAAACAAGAACAAGCAGGUGCCAGCUUUUGAGUCGUAACGGAAGAAGGGCUGACUCGUGUAUGCACCAUGCAGAUAGAUUCCAUGCAAUGGUGGCCUGCUACCCAGGGAAUGGAACAGGAUAUGUUCGACAUGUUGAUAACCCAACUGGUGAUGGACGUUGUGUGACGUGUAUUUAUUACCUGAAUAAAAACUGGGAUGCAAAGGUUGACGGCGGUAUUCUUCGAAUAGUUCCAGAAGGAAAGUCCUAUGUAGUUGAUGUUGAGCCGAUUUUUGAUAGAUUGUUGUUGUUCUGGUCUGAUCGAAGAAAUCCGCAUGAAGUACAACCAACAUAUUCUGUCAGAUAUGCCAUAACCGUGUGGUACUUUGAUGCAGAGGAGAGGGCUGAAGCAAGAACAAGGUACCGAAAUCGAGCAGCUUCUGAACAAGCUACAACAUUUUCUUCAUGACAACAACCAAGUUGAAACUUGACCAGUGAUCCGAGCAUCUGAAUGCUGUUAAUUCACAUGACAUUUUCAGCAGCUCCAAAGACAAUUCCCUUCACAAUAAUCCCACUUGAUGCUUUGCUUUUGAAUGAUCUUUUGUGCAUCAACUUACAUUUCUAGCUACAAUAGAGAUGGUACAGGCUGCUGUUUAGCCUACUUUUCAGCAAAAAUAAUCUGCAAACCAGAAUUGCACAAAGCAGAAUUCUGUAUCAACUUUCUUAAACUUAGUUAUAAGAUCUAUUCCAAUGUUUCUCAUAAGAUUGACGUGUUUAAAUAUUAUCAUCAUUAGGUCUAAUAGUGCACCUUAUUCAAGAUUGAAAUGGUAUUGACUAAUCCAUUUAAAUGCUAUUUGUUUUUCCUCUAUUUAAAAGCAGUUGAAUGAUUAUUUAUGGCAAUUUUUUUCUGUUUCAAUAUUUGAAGAUUUGAUCAUUAUCUACUGAUUUGUUCCACAUUUUUCGUGCUAUGUAAAUUAAACUGGUACCUUCAGCUUUGUUUGAAUUUUCUCUAUUUAUGUGGAAGUUAAAUAUCGCUAAAUUUCUAGUUACAAUGAAUAAUCUUUAUUGCACUUCAUUGUGAUUUUAUGUUAGUAAACUAUCUCUAUAUGCUUAAACCACAAGGAAUUUAUUUGUUGAGAAACACUGUGGUUAAUUAAAUUGAAUUUGUAAUAAUUUUGUCUGAUGAUGACUACAAUAUGAUGUGAAAUUCUUGCUGCUGCUGCCUCUAAUAGUGAAGCAUAGUUCUGUGGGAAUUUCUAAAAUAAAUUGAAUGUGAGCUUCAAAGUUACUGCAUUUAUAGCUGGAUGCUACCUUGUUUGCUGGCCAACAUUUUGGCAAUCCAGCGGAGGCAGUAAACAAGUUGUGUUGGAAGGUAGCAUUUAAAAAAAAAUUGGAGUUUUGUCUCCAGACUCUUGUCUUCAGAUACUAAAGUGGCCCCUCCAGUCAAGACAAAGAUCUAUUUUACACAAAUAUGGUUGUGUGCAUUUUGUUUGUGUGCAUCUUCUGCUCACGUUGUAUCAUUAUUAAAUGAUUCAGUCAUUAACCUUUA
Molecule: messenger RNA, 3226 nt
Organism: Pristis pectinata (smalltooth sawfish)
Lineage: Eukaryota; Metazoa; Chordata; Chondrichthyes; Rhinopristiformes; Pristidae
Gene: egln3
Product: egl-9 family hypoxia-inducible factor 3
Exons: 6
Coding region: 329-2146 (605 amino acids)
Biological process (GO): peptidyl-proline hydroxylation to 4-hydroxy-L-proline; cellular response to hypoxia
Cellular component (GO): cytoplasm; nucleus
Molecular function (GO): ferrous iron binding; L-ascorbic acid binding; peptidyl-proline 4-dioxygenase activity
Source: RefSeq, a predicted model, not a curated record